GCCCCCCCACCUCGGCGACUCUAGCUGCCUGCUACGCCGCUCUGGUCGCUCGUCUCUCUGCCCCGGGCUCUGCAGUCCGCCCUCUGCCGCUCUGCUCCCACGCCUGUCUGCUCCCCGGCGCCGCCGCUCUGGACUGUCGUCUCGCUGCCCCGGGCGCCGCGGUCCGCCUGCGCUUGAGGAGCCGCUGGGCGGCCCCCCCACCAUGGCCCCCCCCGCGCUGUGGGUGCUGUGGGUGCUGUGGCUGCGCGGCGUGGGCGCAGGGGACUGCGCGGGACGGCGGCGGGUGCUGCGUGGCGACUCCGGCUUCGUCACCGACGGCCCUGGCAACUACUCGGUGAACGGCAACUGCGAGUGGCUGCUGGAAGCCCCCAGCCCACGGCACCGGCUGCUGCUGACGUUCACCUUCAUGGACACGGAGUGCACGUACGAUUACCUGUUCGUGUACGACGGGGGCUCCCCCCGCGCCCCCCUGCUCGCCAGCCUCAGCGGCAGUGCCCUGCCCCCCCCACUGGAGGCCGCCUCGGGCAAGAUGCUGCUGCACCUCUUCAGCGACGCCAACUACAACCUGUUGGGGUUCAACGCCUCGUUCCGGGCCUCGCUCUGCCCUGGGGGGUGCUCGGGGCGCGGGCGCUGUGACUCCCACGGCCGCUGCCACUGCGACCCCGGAUGGGGGGGCCCCGCCUGUGCCCACCCCCCCUGCCCCACAGCCUGCCAGCCCCACGGCGGUGCCUGCAGCCAGGUUUCGGGGCGCUGCGAGUGCCGCCCGGGGUUCCUGGGCCGCGCCUGCGACCUGGCGCUGGGCGAGAACCGGGGGGGCGGCCGCUGGUACAACGUCAGCGAGGGGGACCCCGACUUCACCCCCCGUGUGGCUGCUGCCGGCGCUGUGCUGCCCCACACCGGGGGGUUCUAUGUCUUUGGGGGUCUGGAUCUGAACCGAGCACUUGGCGACCUCGUGGUUUACAAUUUCACCACCAACCGCUGGACACAGCUGGAGCUGAGCCCGGCCCCGGCCCCCCGGCACUCGCACGUGGCGCUGCGCUGGCGCCAGGCACUGGUGCUGAUGGGGGGGGAGCUUGCGGGGGGGGCUCUGGCCCACGACUUGUGGGUGCUGGAGCCCCUCGAGGGGGGCUGGCGGGAGCUGCACCCCCCGGGCCCCACGCGCCCCCCCGGGUUGGCUGCCCACGCCGCCACCAUAGUGGAUGAGGACUGGCUCUACGUCUUCGGAGGCCGCACGGCCGAGGAUGUGUUCUCGUCGCAGCUGUUCCGGCUGCGGCUGCCGGGGGGGGGCUGGGAGCGCGUCCUGCCCUGGGGGGGGAAGCCCCCCGCCGCCGCCGGGCACUCCAUGGUGUUCCACCCCUCCUCCCGCACCCUCCUGGUCUACGGGGGGCACCGACCCUCCACUGCCCGGUUCAGUGUCCGCUCCAACACCACAGACUUGUUCCAUGUGGAGCGCCGGCACUGGGCAGCGCUGCGGGGGUCGGGGGGGCCGCGGGAACGCGCCUUCCACUCCGCCACUGUCAUUGGCGACUACAUGGUGGUGUAUGGGGGCAACGUCCACACGCACUACCACGAGGAGAAGUGCUACGAGGAGGAGAUCUUUUUCUACCACUUGGGGUGCCACCAGUGGGUGCCCCAUGCGCGCUUGCCCCACGGCGGGGGUCACGGCCCCGCGCCGCCCCCCCCCGGGCCGGGGCGCUAUGCCCACGUGGCGGGGGCACUGGGGGGGUCGGUGCUGCUGGUGGCCGGCGGCUUUGGCGGCGUCCCCCGUGGUGACCUGCUCGCCUACAAGGUGCCUGCCUUCGUCCUCCAGGUGCCCCCCCAGAACUAUCACCUGGAUUUCUGCUCACUCUACGCCGAGAGGGGCACCUGCACCCAAGACCCGCAGUGCGCCUGGUGCUCAGGGGGGUGCCAGAGCCCCCCUCCCCACAGCACGUGCCCUGGGGGGUGCCUGGGGCUCGCGCGGCUCCUCAGUGACUGUGAGUCCUGCUUGGUUUUUGGGGGGGCCGGGCCGGGCCCCCCCCGCGCCCCUGGACCCCUGGGCUGGUGUGUGCAGAAUGAGACUUGCCUGCCUCUCACCGAGCAGAGCCGGUGCCGCGUGGGGCAGAUCGCGGGCACCCACGGCUGGUGGGGUGCACGCCCCCUCUUCCUGACGGCGCUCGCCCAGUGCCGCUCGGCCAAUUUCCCACCGGGGCUGCACCUUCUCACCUUCCAGCACCCCCGUAACGACUCGCAGCCCGACAAGGUCUCGAUCGUGCGCAGCACCACGGUGACGCUGGGGCCCAGCGGCGAUGCUGACGUCUCACUUGUCUACCGGGGGUUCAUCCACCCACUGCUGGGCCCCCCCCCGGCCCCCGACCCCCGCGUCUGGGCCCGCAUCCAGCGCCUCGACGUCGUGGCGCGCCUCGGACGCUUCCCCAACUCCCCUGAGAUGGAGGAGGUGGGGCGCUGGUCGGUGCAGCAGGAGCGCGAGACGCGGCCGCUGCAGCGCCCCCGGCCCGGGCGGCUUUUUGGGGCGCCCGAACGUGGCAACAAGUACGCGGUAAGCGUCGAGGGGAGAGCGCGCGGCGGCGGCGGCGACAGCAGCGAACUGACCCUCGUCUGGGACCGGACAGGGGUCCCGGGGGGCAGCGAGAUCUCCUUCUUCUUCCUGGAGCCGUCGCGCGCUCCCCCCGGACGCUGCCCCACGCUGCCGUCCUGCCUGGCGUGCCUGGCGGAUCUGGGGUGCGGGUGGUGCCCCCCCAGCGCCUCCUGCCAGCCCCGGCUGCCCCCCCCGGGUGGGGAGGGGGGGCCCUGCGGGGGGGGUGCCACGGGAGGGGGACCCCGCCUGGUGUUGGCGCCCGCGCUCUGUGUCCACUGCGAGGAACACCGCGACUGCCGCGCGUGUGCUGCGGACCCGUUCUGCGAGUGGCAGGAACACGGCAGCAAGAAGGGUGAUGCCGUCUGCAGCCGCCGCGGCCGCCAGGAUGGGGCUGUCAGAGACCCCCAGGAGUGCCCCCCCCUCUGCAGCCAACGCCAGUCGUGCUCCGAGUGCCUGUCGGGCGGCGGGCAGUGCGCGUGGUGCCAGUCCAGCCGCCGCUGCUUCCUCUUCGCCGCCUACCUGGCGCGGUUCCCGUACGGGGGCUGCCGGGGGUGGGCGGACAGCGUCCACUCAGCCCCCCAGUGCCCCCAGUGCUCUCAGUUCAGCUCCUGCCGGGAAUGCCUGCGGCACCUGGAGUGCGGCUGGUGUGGUGACAGCGACAACCCCACGCGGGGACGGUGCCUGGAGGGUGACUUCUCAGGGGUGCGGGGGUUCCCCAACUGCUCGGUGGCACUGGGGGCUCUGACCCCCCCGGCCGUGGCAGCCGCCUGGGCCUACGCCGAGUGUCCGGAUGUGGACGAGUGCCGGCUCGGCCUCGCCACCUGCCACCCACGCGCCCGCUGCCGCAACACGCCUGGCGCCUUCGAGUGCCGCUGCCGGCGCGGCUACGCUGGGGACGGUGUCACCCACUGCAACCGCACGUGCUACCACGACUGCGGGCACGGCGAGUGCAGCGGUGCCCCCGACUUCACCUGCGUCUGCCACCUUGGUUGGACCUCGGUGCGAGGCAACGGCAGCGUGGGGGGCGGCAAUGCCACCACGGCCCCCCCUGACACGGACACAGACACAGACACGGAUCCCACCGGUCCCCUCUGUUCCAUCGACUGUGGCUGCAACUUCCACAGCACCUGCGAGCACCACGGCCCUGGCGUCUGCGACAGCUGCCAGGACUGGACAGAGGGUGAACGGUGCGAGCGGUGCCGCGCCGGCAGCUUCGGGGACGCGCGGGCACCGGGCGGCUGCCAACCCUGCCAGUGCCAUGGCCACAGCCGGCCCGAGCGCGGCCACUGCCACCGUGACACUGGCCACUGCUUCUGCCGCCCCCCCGCCGAGGGCCCCCACUGCGAGCGCUGCGCCCCCGGCCACAUCGGGGACCCCAGGAAUGGGGGUCUGUGCUACCGGGCAUGCGGGGGCCGGCACUUGGUAGCCAACCUGUCCUCGUCGCUAGCCCUGAGCACACGGGGGGGCCCUGGAGCCGGGGGGAGCCUCUCCUACUGCCUGUGGGUGCUGUCGGUCGGGGGGGGCCCCGAGCCCUGCCCCCCCGGCCAGCCGUGCCCCCCCAUCAGCCUCACGCUGCAGCCGGACCCCCACGGACCCUGCACGCACAGCUUUGCCUACGCCUUCGACGGAGCGCCGGCGCUGCUGCACGGCGGCGCCAUCGAGGGGGACCCCGCGCUGCUGGGGGCCUUCUGCGGGGGGGGGCGCCCCCGGCCCCUCCGCCUGCGCGCCACCUCGGGGCUGCUGGUUCUCUACGUGGAAGCAAACGGGACGGGAGGGACGGGGCUCAACGCCAGCGUGGGGGUCGGCGACUGUGGGGAGGAACCGGGGGGGCCCGGCUGCCCCCCCGAGUGCCCAGGGGGCUGCAGAGGCCCCACACAGGGGGAAUGCGACCAGAGCCUGGGCCAGUGCCGCUGCUGGGGGGGCUUCUUGGGCCCUGACUGCUUGGAGCCCCCCGAGACUGAGCCCCUGGGCUGGGAGCGCCUGGGCGGGGGACAGGGCGACACGGACCCCCCCAGCGGGUUCCUGCGCCGCCUGGGGCACAGCCUCGUCCCCGGCCCCGAGGGGACGCUCUGGAUGUUUGGGGGUCUCGCGCCUGACCGGGGGCCCCUCGGCAGCCUGCACCGGUACUCCAUCGCAGAGGGCCGCUGGCGGCAGAUGCUGGCGGGCGCGGAGGAUGGGGGGCCGGGCCCUGCCCCCCGAUAUUUCCACGCGGCGGCAGCGCUGCCGGGACGCCGGGCGCUGCUGGUUGUUGGAGGGAUGACACGCGACGGCGCCGCCAGCGACGCAUGGCUGCUCAACCUCACCACGCUGCAGUGGCGCCCCGCACAGGACCCGGUGUUGCCCCCCCUGGCCGGGCACACGCUGACUCCGCGCCGGGGGUUGUCGCUGCUGCUCAUCGGGGGCUUCGCCCCCCAGGCCGGAUUCAACCAGAAGCUGCUGGAAUUCGGAGUGAACUCAGAGCGCUGGGAGACAGCGCCGCAGGCCGGGACCCCCCCCACCGGGCUGUACGGGCACUCGGCCGUGUACCACGCGCCGUCAGACGCAGUGUUCGUUUUCGGGGGGCAGCGGUUCCUGGGGGGGCGCCUCGCCCCGUCCCCCGAUCUCUACAGCCUGCACUGCCCGACCCACACGUGGGGGCUGCUGGCGCCCGCUCGCGGGGACAAGCCCCAGCCGCGGUUCUUCCACGCGGCAGCAGCGCUGGGAGAUGCGAUGGUGGUGUUGGGGGGGCGUACAGAGCGUGAGGCCCUGGCGGAGGGGGCGCUGCUCUACCACCUGCGCUGCAAUGCCUGGCUGCCCCCCCCUCCAGGCUGGGCUGGGGUCCCCGAGCCUGCGGUGGCCCUGGCGGUGGCCGAGGCCGAGGGCCGCGUCUUCGUCUCGGGGGGGUUCGCAGGGGUGGCCCUGGGGCAAGUGCUGGCCCUGCAGCUCCCCGGGGACCCGUGCGAGACCCUGCCCCCCCCCGCCUGCAACCGCUCGGGGGGCGUCUGCACCUGGUGCCGGGGGGGCUGUCGGGACCCCCACAGCGCCCACAGGCUGGGGUGCUCACCUGAGGCCGCCUGCGCCCCCAGCCCCCGUGGCCCCCCCGACUGCCGGCGCCUGCGCAGCUGCAGCGAGUGCCUCGCGCUGCACCCCGAGACGCUGCAGCAGGGCACCCUGGGCCCCCCUCCCUGCAAGUGGUGCACCAACUGCCCCGAGGGCGCCUGCAUCGGGCGGGCCGCGAGCUGCGCGCAGGAGCACGACUGUCGCAUCAACCAGCGCGAGGUCUUUGCCCCCCAAAACUGCUCUGAGGCCGCCUGCGGCGCCCCUGACUGUGCCUCCUGCACCGCUGGCGGUGCCUGCAUGUGGACCCGGCAGUUCAAACGCACCGGUGAGACACGGCGCAUCCUGAGCGUCCAGCCCAGCUACGACUGGAGCUGUUUCAGCCACUCGCUGCUCAACGUCUCGCCCAUGCCUGUGGAGUCGUCACCGCCACUGCCCUGCCCCACACCCUGCCACCAGCUCGGCUCCUGCCCCACAUGUUUGGGCUCCAAGGGGGCUGAUGGCGGCUGGCAGCACUGCCUGUGGAGCGUGGCGCUGCAGGAGUGCCUGAGUCCCAGCGUGGUGCCGCUGCGCUGCGUGGCAGGGGGCUGCGGCCGCAUGCUUCGCGCCCCCGAGAGCUGCACUCCCGGCUGCGCGGGGGCCUCCCAGUGCGCCCAGUGCCUGCGGCAGCCUCGCUGCGGCUGGUGCGCCCGCAAGGGGGGCAACGGCAGUGGCCGCUGCCUGGAGGGGGGCAUCGGCGGCCCCCGCCACGGGCUGGCGCAGGCAUGUGGGGCUGAGGCCGAAUGGGCCUUUGUGCGCUGCCCCCCUGAGAACGAGUGCGAGAACGGGCACCACGACUGCGGCGCCAGCCAGGAGUGCCGCGACCUGCCAGAGGGCUUCACCUGCGCCUGCCGGCCUGGCUACCGGCCCCACAACGACUCCACCUCGUGCCGCCCGGUGUGUGAGCGCGGCUGCCGCAACGGCACCUGCGUGGAGCCGAACCGCUGCCGCUGCCACUUCGGCUUCGUGGGCCCCGACUGCUCCGUACCGUGUGGCUGCAACGGCCACGGGCAGUGCCCGGGCCCCGCCGCCAGGGAGCAGUGCCCACGCUGCCUCAACAACACCCAGGGCCCCCAGUGUGAGCGCUGCCGGCCGCUGUUUGUGGGCUCGGCACGGGGAGGGGGCACGUGCCGCCCCUGCCGCAGCUUCUGCCGCCACAACGCCGACGUCUGCCUGCGCCGCGAGGAGCGUGACCGUGCCAGCGCCGACCCACAGCGCUUCCCCCUCGACCCUGAGCUGAUCCCGACGUGGGUGCCGGAGGGCCCAAGUGAGGAGGCGGCUGUGUGCGUGGGCUGCCAGAAUGACAGCGUGGGUGAGCGCUGCGAGCGCUGCCGCCCCGGCUUCUUCCUGCUCGAUGGUGUCUGCACAAGGUGCCAGUGCAACGGGCACGCAGCCACGUGCAACGAGGAUGGCACCGGCUGCCCCUGCCAGAACAACACUGAGAGCGCCAGCUGUGCCGGCCCCGACCGCCGUGACUGCUACCGCCACCAGUGCUCCAAGUGCCGCGACUCGUUCCAUGGGCACCCUGUGGGGGGGCAGCAGUGCUACCGCCUGAUGGCGGUGGAGCAGGAAUACUGUCUGGACCCCGGCUCGCAGAGCAACUGCUUCCACGCGCCGCAGCGCCAGCCGCUCCCCGCCGGCCGCACCGUCCUCUUCGGCGUCCAGCCCAAAUUCACCAACGUGGACAUCCGCAUCACACUGGACGUCACCUUCGGCGCCGUCGACCUCUUUGUUUCCACGGCCUACGACACCUUCGCCGUGGACGUGGAGCCGGGCAGCGGGCGGCACCGCGUGCGGCUGCAGAGCUCGGCCAACGCCUCGCGCCUGCGGGAGGAACGCGCCGACGGGCUCCUCACCUACCUGACAGUGCGGCAGACGCCGGCCGCGGCCCUGGUGGUGCGUGGCGUGCGUGAUCGACUCGUGCUCACCUACCCGCACACCCGCCACCCGCUCAAAUCGACGCGCUUCUACCUGGUGGUGCUGGGCACCGGCGAGGGCCCCGCGCAGGGGCUGCUGUUCUUCCGCCAGGACCAGGCACACAUCGACCUCUUCGUCUUCUUCUCCGUCUUCUUCUCCUGCUUCUUCCUCUUCCUGGCGCUCUGCGUGCUGCUCUGGAAGGCCAAGCAGGGCCUGGAUGCGCGGCACGAGCAGCGACGGCACCUGCAGGAGAUGAGCAAGAUGGCGAGUCGGCCCUUCGCCACCGUCACUGUCUGCUUUGAGCGCGGACCCCCGGCCGCCCCCCAGCGCCGUCGCGGACGCCCACCCGGUAUCGGCGCGGGGCCGGUGACGCUGGAGCCCACGGAGGACGGUGUGGCGGCCGUGGCCACACUGCUGCUGCAGCUGCCAGGGGGUGGUUUGGGGGGGCCCCCCCCACGCGCCGCCUUGGCCUCAGCGCUGGUGACGCUGCGGCCGGCUGAGGGUGGGGGGGGCGUCCCACGUAAGGGAGGGCACGAACUGACAGCCAUGGCGCUGUGAGGGGGACACCCCCUUUAUUCACCCCCAUUUGAGGGGGGGGGGUCACCCCCCUAUUCACCACAUUUGAGGGGGGGUCACCCCCCUAUUCACCCCUGUUAGGGUGGGAGACCCCUCGUUUGCUCCUGUUUGGGGGGGGGACCGAGUUAUGGGGGGGUCACCCCCUUAUUCACUCCUGUUUGGAGGGGUCACCUCUUAUUCACAGAAGGAGCCCCUGUUUUGGGGGGGACCCUGAGUUAUGGGGGGGAUCCCCCUAUUCACAGGAGGACCCCAUUUUGGGGGGGACCCUGAGUAAGGGGGGGGGUUCACCCCCUUAUUCACUCCUGUUUGGAGGUCACCCCUUAUUCACAGAAGGACCCCGUUUUUGGGGGGACGGGGAUCACCCCCUUAUUCACCCCAUGUACAGAGGGACUCCCCUGUUUUUGGGGGGGGAGGUGAGGUUUGCACACACCCCCAAUACAAAGCACUGCAGUAUUUAGGGGGGGCAGCACGGUUCCCCCCCUUUUGGGCGUCAGGACCUUGCUGGGUGGGAGGCACCCCCAUAUUCAUAGGGAAGGGAGGCUGCCCCCCCCACCACACACAUACUUCACAACCCAAACCAUGGCAGUAUUUAUUGGGGGGGCUAUGAGUGAGAUUGAGGGCU
Cuculus canorus (common cuckoo) is the source of this 8768-nucleotide messenger RNA. RefSeq names its product multiple EGF like domains 8 (gene MEGF8). NCBI's taxonomy places the organism in Eukaryota, Metazoa, Chordata, Aves, Cuculiformes, Cuculidae. Gene Ontology annotation, molecular function: protein binding; calcium ion binding. The record is from RefSeq and is a predicted model, not a curated record.